Phacochoerus africanus (Common warthog) is the source of this 3010-nucleotide messenger RNA. RefSeq names its product salvador family WW domain containing protein 1 (gene SAV1). The transcript is spliced from 5 exons. Gene Ontology annotation, biological process: regulation of cell population proliferation; hippo signaling; apoptotic process. Lineage: Eukaryota; Metazoa; Chordata; Mammalia; Artiodactyla; Suidae. The record is from RefSeq and is a predicted model, not a curated record. The coding region runs from base 402 to 1556 and encodes 384 amino acids. Gene Ontology annotation, molecular function: molecular adaptor activity; protein binding.
GCGGCCGCGGGGAAAGUUUACAGGACGUAGGCGGCGGCGGCGGCGGCGGCAGCCGUAGCGGUUACUAGUCGGCCCGCGGCGGACCAUGGCCCUGGCCGGGCGUCCCUGGCCUCUCCUCUCGGAGUACUCGGGCAGCGUCGGGGAGCGGGCAGACUUCCGGGAAGGAACUGAGAAGCGACUGAGCGGCGGUCGGCGCGCGUAGCGCCCCGAACAUGCGGCAGUACCUGUGGGCGACCCGGGGCUGCAGAGAGGAGGCGGAGGAGGCGGAGGCGGAGGCGACGGCGGCUGCUCCGGAGGGAAGGAGGCGGCGGCGCCGACGGAGGUGGCGGCGGGGAAUCCCGGCGCCGGGCGCGGAGCCUUAGGGAGGCUUCUUGGCGUGGCCUGAGGCCUUGUGGACAAGGAUGCUGUCCCGAAAGAAAACCAAAAAUGAAGUGUCCAAGCCGGCCGAGGUGCAGGGGAAGUACGUGAAGAAGGAGACGUCGCCUCUGCUGCGGAAUCUCAUGCCUUCAUUCAUCCGGCACGGUCCCACAAUUCCAAGACGAACUGAUAUCUGUCUUCCAGAUUCCAGCUCUAAUGCCUUUUCAGCUUCUGGAGAUGGAAUAGUUUCAAGAAACCAGAGUUUCCUUAGAACUCCAGUUCAAAGAACACCUCAUGAAAUAAUGAGAAGAGAAAGCAACAGAUUAUCUGCACCUUCUUAUCUUGCCAGGAGUCUAGCAGAUGUCCCUAGGGAAUAUGGCUCUUCUCAGUCAUUUUUAACAGAAGUUAAUUUUGCUGUUGAAAAUGGAGACUCUGGUUCCCGAUAUUAUUAUUCCGAUAAUUAUUUUGAUGGUCAGAGGAGGCGCCAGCUUGGAGAUCGCACACAUGAAGACUAUAGAUAUUAUGACUACAACCAUGAUCUCUUCCAAAGAGUGCCACAAAAUCAGGGGAGGCAUGCUUCAGGUAUUGGGAGAAUUGCUGCUACAUCUUUAGGAAAUUUAACAAACCAUGGUUCUGAAGAUUUACCCCUUCCUCCUGGCUGGUCUGUGGACUGGACAAUGAGAGGGAGGAAAUAUUAUAUAGAUCACAACACAAAUACAACUCAUUGGAGCCAUCCUCUUGAGCGAGAAGGACUUCCUCCAGGAUGGGAGCGAGUUGAGUCAUCAGAAUUUGGAACCUAUUAUGUAGAUCACACAAAUAAAAAGGCUCAAUAUAGGCAUCCCUGUGCUCCUAGCGUACCUCGAUAUGAUCAACCUCCUCCUGUUACAUACCAGCCACAGCAAACUGAAAGAAAUCAGUCCCUUCUGGUACCUGCAAAUCCGUAUCAUGCUGCAGAAAUUCCUGACUGGCUUCAGGUUUAUGCUCGAGCCCCUGUGAAAUAUGACCACAUUCUCAAGUGGGAACUCUUCCAGCUGGCUGACCUGGAUACAUACCAGGGAAUGCUGAAGUUGCUUUUCAUGAAAGAACUGGAACAGAUUGUUAAAAUGUAUGAAGCCUACAGACAGGCUCUUCUCACAGAGUUGGAAAAUCGCAAGCAGAGACAACAGUGGUAUGCCCAGCAACAUGGCAAGAAUUUUUAAGUUAAUUUUUAUAAAUAAAAUUUAAGGGCUUUAAAAUCUUUUCACAAAUGAAAAACUGCAAACAAGUACUUUGGUUAAAAAGGCAGCUUACUUUUUUGGACUUCAUAAAUCUAAUUUUACAUAUAUUUUGUUAUUAAAAAUAUUCUUUUAUUAAGAAAAAAGUGAGUUUAUCAUUUUAAGAGCCAACCUGGCAAACACUUCUAAAUGCUGUAUAUUUGGAAACUGCUUUGAAUAUUCUUGAUGGCAACAAAUGUAGCAAGAAAUGUCAUUUAACCAGAUAUUAAGUAGGAAAUUAUCAGUCAGUAAACUCUUAUAGUAGCAGUACCUUUCUUUAAAAAGCAGAGAGGGAGUUCCCAUUGUGGCGCAGGGGUUAACGAAUCUGAGUAGGAACCAUGAGGUUUUAGGUUCGAUCCCUGGCCUUGCUCAGUGGAUUAAGGAUCCGGUGUUGCCAUGAGCUGUGGUGUAGGUCGCAGACGCAGCUCGGAUCCCACGUUGCUGUGGCUGUGGUGUAGGCUAGUGGCUACAGCUCCAAUUAGACUCCUAGCCUGGGAAACUCCAUAUGCUGAGGGAGCGGCCCUAGAAAAGGCAGAGAAAGAAAAAAAAAGCAGAGAGAUAACCUAUGCAGUAUUUAAAAAAAGAUGUCUACUGCUUUCAUGUGGAAUAUUGUCUGGAAUUGGAUGGUUUAAAUAUUACCAUUGUAUAGUUCAAAACAUAAAAUGGGAUUUGGGUGAUAAAUUUUUGUAUAUAAUGAAGUUCCUCUGCCCCCAAAUGUAAAGAACCCUUUUAAAACAUGUUGAAAAAGUAUUUUUUGGUCUGAAGGGUGAAGGACCUGUAAUCUUUCAGGAAUUAAUUUAGGCAUAAGGCCCAAGCCUGUGUGGGAAGGUGUGUACAGCAGUCACAGUUCCUAAUAUAACUUCCUUACUUUGGGCCAGGGCUCUUAUGGCAUUUAGUAAUGUGAUUCUGAUGAGACAUUGGAGGGUUCCCAACAGCAUAGCACGUUGCCAUCCUGAUGGACUGGGUUGAGCUGCCAAAAAUGACAAUCAGGGAUUCAUUAAGAAAUCUUGGUCAUUAAAUUGAUUUACAGAUCUUUUAUCUUGUAAGAGUUUGUCACACAACUUUAAAACCCCAGUAUUUCCCCCUCAUUUUUUCCCUUUUGGUUUAGUAGUUAUUAAGACAUUGUUCAUAAUUAGCAUAGUACAUUUGAUUGCAGGCAAAUUUAUGGCACAUGUAGCCUAUAAAAUUCUGUGAAUUUCAACACUUGUUGAAAUAGCUCUAGUUAUAUUUACAUGUGUUGUAAAUAUGUAAAUAAAUUCUUCGUUUAGGUUACCUUCCAAAAUAUAAAGCACUCCCAGAUUUAGAUACCAGUAAGUUUGAAUUAUUGAUAAAAUGUUGAAAGUGUUAAAUGUUUGAUUUUAUAUAACAAGCUUAUUAAAUAUAUUUUUGUGGAAACUAAA